Molecule: messenger RNA, 750 nt
Organism: Papaver somniferum (opium poppy)
Lineage: Eukaryota; Viridiplantae; Streptophyta; Magnoliopsida; Ranunculales; Papaveraceae
Exons: 2
Coding region: 1-750 (249 amino acids)
Biological process (GO): positive regulation of proteasomal ubiquitin-dependent protein catabolic process; ubiquitin-dependent protein catabolic process; protein polyubiquitination
Cellular component (GO): ubiquitin ligase complex; cytoplasm
Molecular function (GO): ubiquitin conjugating enzyme binding; ubiquitin protein ligase activity
Source: RefSeq, a predicted model, not a curated record
AUGGGUAAUGCACAAGAAAAGUCCAAGAAAAAGAUUUGUCAAGUAGCAGAAGAAGAACAGAAUGAAAAUCCGAAACCACCGAUGGGUGAUAGUAUUUGUGAAAUCUGCAUGGAAGAAAUCCCCCCGGAAAAUAAAUUCUAUAACGGCAGCUGCGACAACAUUAAAAACAAGAAGAAGAAGACUAAGCAAAAGGUGUGCUUAUCACAACAUCACUUUUGCACUAAUUGUAUGGCGAAAUACAUACAAGUAAAUGUGACCGAGUACAAUAGAUCAAAAAUAGAAUGCCCUCAUGUCCGGUGCAACAUAGCGUUCGAUGUUAUAUCGUGCCGGUCCAUCAUUUCGCCUCAACUGUUUGUUAGGUGGUGUGACUUGCUUUGCGAGUCGGUUAUUAGAACCAAGCUUGCUCACAGCAAAGUAUGUUAUUGUCCGGAAUGCCAUGAGAUGAUCUUGAAUGAAUGUGGUGGUACUGCGAAAAGAAAGCCGUGCCCAAAAUGUAAGACCAUGUUGUGCUUUCACUGCAAGGAUAAAGCUUCCCUUUGUCGUAGUCAUAAGCGCAGGGUGGGAGAUUUGCUAAGAGACAGAAACGACAUUGUGUUCAUGGAAACCGUUAAACAGAAUAAUUGGUCUAGAUGUCCAAACUGCAAAUUUUACGUCGAGCAUGCCGGUGAUGGUUGCGAUGCCAGAGACGAUUUUGUUAUAAAUGUAGAAAAGAUGUUACAAGAAUUCUUAGGUGCCGUUGUGGAGCAGUGA